This is a messenger RNA of Homarus americanus (American lobster), 7468 nucleotides long. RefSeq lists its product as uncharacterized. The transcript is spliced from 4 exons. The record is from RefSeq and is a predicted model, not a curated record. Gene Ontology annotation, biological process: GPI anchor biosynthetic process. NCBI's taxonomy places the organism in Eukaryota, Metazoa, Arthropoda, Malacostraca, Decapoda, Nephropidae. Gene Ontology annotation, cellular component: Golgi membrane; endoplasmic reticulum membrane. The coding region runs from base 1 to 1170 and encodes 389 amino acids.
AUGCUGUGUGACCUUGAUGGGUAUUCGGUGUACAACUUCCUGCCGAGCAUCAGCGCGGUGACGGGCGUGUCCCCUCAGCGGUACCUGUGGCGUGUUGCUGUGGCGCUGCACAUCUCCCCUCGCCUGCUGGUGGCGUGGGUGGCCCGCGCCUACUACACCACCCUGGCCCCCCACGUGCCCGCCGCCCGCCGCCCAGCCUACAUGACACUGGUCGCCGCAGCCUUCUACCUCAACCUGACGGAGCUGGCCACGCUCUGUGGGGUCACCUACAUCUCCAACAAGGAGAACUACCCUGUGCACGAGAAGCUGUUUACGCUGUUCAUGUUGGUGUCGCUGGUGUACAUGCUGUGUGUGAUCCGGGUGGUGCGAGCAGUGCGUCACACCCUCUCCCCAAGACUCCUCCGCUCCUUUGCUCAGAAAAAGUGGCUCUUCGGCAUUAAGUUGGCCUCAACCGGCGGUCUCCUCUUCUUCUUCUGGCGACACCGAGUAUUCUGUCAACCUAUGGCGUUCAGCUGGUUCUCGCUGUGUGAGUACGUGAUCGCCACCUGCAACAUGUUGUACCACGUGAGCGUCGCCCUUGACUUCUCUGACGAGCAUCUCAUCGUGGGCCACAUCAUCACCGCCACCACACCUUCGGCCUCUACCACCUCCUCCUCCAUCUCCACCACCGCCUCGUCCUCUCGCCACCAAUCCGUCUCUACGCCCACCACUACAACCACCUGUGACUCCUUAGCCACGUGUGAGGGCGGCGGCGACACCCCGCCCACCAGGAAUGGCCGCCUCGACGAGCAGGUCCUGGGCGGCAGUGUGGUGCUGGGUGGCCCACAGCCUCUGGCUGCGGCCUUCAGUAGCAGCCAUCCAUCUGUGAGUGGCAAGGUGGGCACCGGGACUAAGUGUGACGGCGGAGUGAAUGUUGGCGGGGGAGGUCCAGGCACGGGUGGGGCUAGUGGUGCGGGCGGGGCUGGAGUGGAGGGCGAGGCCCCGCCAAACGUGGUGCAUCAGGUACUCAACACCAUCCACGAGGGCGCCGAGCCCGCCCACACACACCCCUGCCUCAACGGUCCUGCAGACACCGAGUCCACUUUGGUCCAGCGGAGACCCGCCCACUCACUCACCUCUAACCCCUCGCCCACAGACGCCCAUCCCAUCACCCACACCCACAGCGAAUAGUGAAGGUGUGAGCAGGGGACUCCGCCCAUGACCAGCGGCUGGCAGCAGUGGGUGACUACAGCUGCCGCCGCCCCACUCACGCCACACGGAACUUAUCCUACUUAUGUGUUUACUAUAUUAUAUACUAUGAAAAUACCUCUGAAAUGACGUCUUUAGAAGCUAGUGUAUAUGACAGGCUGGAGGACAAUGUGGCUGGCGAGAGCACAUCCCGGCCACCACCACCUGACGUUGGUGGUGAACAAAUAACCUUGCAACAUACAGAAGUUGUUUUGUUGUCACAAGAGAUAUGUAGUGACAUAACUGCUGGUUGUCAGCCAAGUACAGUAUACUGAAGGUCAAGAUAAAACCCCACAAGACUCUGAAUGACUUAUGUAGCCUGGUGCUCUUGGGCUGAGAUCUCGUGUCUUAUUCUGUUGAUUGGACGAGACAGCCUUCAAGGAUCCCAUUCACCUGGCAAGAGACUCACACGCCUUGAAUGUAGGACUGACUGUAGAGUCUGGUGUCUCUUGCUUGAUGUAGUGUGUUUAGUAAUGGAAUAUUACUGCACUUUAAGAGUCUAGAAUUUGCAAAUAAAUUUAUUGUGGUAGUUGACGAUAAAAAAUAUCUAAUCAAAGAACAGCUUCGAAAAAAUUGCCUUAAAAUUGGAUCAUUUGUUGAUAAUUAAUAGUUAUGUGGAAACGUGAGAACUGCUCCAAAUUUGGGUUGUAGUCACCACGAGGCAGUCUCAGCUGAGGUCCUUAUCUUCACGCCCCUCUUAUCUCACUCACACUUACCUCCCUGUUCGAAUUCGGAGACAUUUGUUAAAGUCUGAGCAUUUUAUAUCUAUUCUUGGCAUUUUCAUUUUUACUUCUAAAUUGUACACGAGCAAAGCCUUAAAAUUAUUUUGGCAACUUAAGACGAUGCACUACGUGAUGAAUUAUCGAUGCUUGACAGAGACUAGAUCCUAUUAAGUCUUGUCCUGUCAUCCACAGUGUCCAGUAUUCGUGUUUUAGGUUCCUGCGGUGUUUUCAUGUGCGGCAGGUAGCGACGUACAGCUGAGACGGAACCUCUAGUGUGGCACUUGAACAUAUUCUCAGUUACCACUUAAGGACUUGACAGGUAUCGUUAAGCUUGUCUGUUUGAAAUUUAAUGAGUUUAAAAAGUUACUGGUGGCUUGCAGUACUUCAUCGUUAAUGAACUUUGGGUAGUGUGUUACAUAAUACUCAUCUUUCUUGAUUUUGUAAGGCAGGCCCUGAGCUAGGCCGCACUACCUCGGGUUAUGUCAUUGUUGUCGGGGGAGAGGUUUGACGUCACCUCUAGGCCCCGCCCACUGUUCUGCUGUUGUGCGGCCCGUGAAUCUGAUGCCUUAUUGAUUUAGGCCAGAAUGUUUGAGUAUCUUAUGGUGAUGAGCAAAUAAUCUGGGGUUAUCUGAUUUUUACCAUCAUAUCCUAAUUGUUAGUGAGAGUAAUAACCACACCUGAUGAUGCGACCUGCACCAAGCAGGUUACACAGCACUGCAACCUGUCUUGGGUCAUCAUCCUGAUACAGUGACCUGAAAUGUGUGGCACACGUCCAAGGUCAUCAUCCUGAUACCAUGACUGGCGAUGUGUUCAACCCAUAUCAUCACUGAUUAUGUUCCUGUGUGUGAAAGACUGGUUAUGAUGUCAUAAUUAAUCAGAGGAGGAUUCGCCUAUUGUUGCCGGAUUGCCUCACAGGCAGUGAAAUUUAGGAGAGAUAUUAUCAGAUAUCCUUCACCCUAAAGCAGACUAUUUGCUGGCCAUCAGAUGCAUCCAACAUCCGGGUCUUCCGUCUAACUUGGGGACGCGUUGCUGGGGUCAUCCUGGGUCACAUGUUGCCAUCACCUGAGUCAUGGUACGCUUGCUUGUAGUCAUUAUUUCUUGAGUUUAUUAGAAAAUGCCAAAAAGAGGAAGAGCGACUCGUAGUGCUCUUGAUCCAGCAUCACUAGUGAGUGGAGAGGUGGAGGCGUGGCCUGCGUACUGCUGACCGAACAGUUCGUCUUGUUAUCGAUAAAACCACUGAAAGAGUCAAGGGUCCGAACCACUUACAGUUCACAUGAUAUUGUUGACAUUUAAUUUUCUAAAUGAGGAUUGGAUGCUUAGCCAACAUCGUUUCCAUUUCACUGAUGAUGUAUGACGUCAAUCUUUGCAUCCAUCAUCACAAUAUCAUCAUCAUCGUCAUAAUCAUUAUCUUCAUCGCCAUCAUCAUGUUAACCUUUCCCCAAUAUAAGAGCGAGGUCAUGCGUGUAGGAUCGCCCCCAAACAUGCCAAAUACUGAUCUCCGCAGCUCUGUUGACGACUUGGCUACAGCACCCGACGCAUUUGACGGAUAAUGUUUUUGGACAUCAACUAAUAAAAACAGUUGUCACGUCAUUUCAGUAAAAACUACACAUACAGUAGGUGAAGUUCGUGGAAGGUCGCUGCGUCAAGGUUGCACAAAAUAAACAGUAACUAAGAAAAGGUAAAUGGCGGGAAAAAAGGAGAAAUUGUGAUGGGUAGAAAUAUUCUUAAAGGGAUAAUGUGAAGUUUUAGGAUGUGUUGACUACCAAGUGGUCCCGCUGGGCAGAGGACGAACAAAAGAAGUAUCAAUGAGAGAAAAGUCAAUCGUAUCACCCUCCCCAGGGUAGUAUUGUGUUGCCCUUGUCGACCAAGGCUAAUUUAGUGUUGCACUUGUAAGUAGCUCCAACUAUGACUGGGAGAAGAUUGCUUUUGUAAUGUUAUACUGAGGGAGGCUUCAUCACUCUCAUUUAUAAUUGGUCGGUUGCUUUACUUGGUUUUUAGGUCAUCUUAGAGCAGUUGUAACCUAUUUGUUUGUAUAUUAUAGAUGCUGGAAGUUCCUUAGAUGGGUGACGUCAUUCUCUCUAGAGCAAUGAUGAUAGUUUAUUCAAGGUUAAGUAGAUAUGUCUGUGGAUCUUUCCUUUUGCUUAUAAUGAAAAUAUGAUAGAUGUGGCUGGUCAGUCUGCAGACAACACAUGCUGGUAGUGGAAUUAGGCAACUGGUUUUAGAUAACAAACGAAUACCAGGAGUAAAUUACUGCUCUGUUUUGUCCAAUUUAAGGUUUUUGCGCUGAACAAUUUCCAACACGCAGAAUAAUAUCUUAGUUUAUAUUAUUCUGUGGCAGUGGUUGGUGAGAGUGGUUUUACAGAUGGUACCCCUUAAAUGGGCCAGCAGCACCCGGCCGGGGAAGAUUGAACUGUGUAUUAAUGGUUAUGACAGAAACAGGUGGUCACUCAGACUGGCUGCAUCACCCAACUCCUAACUUAAUAUCUAUUUACUUAUUAUCUUCGCCACUUGUCAGCUUACUAGUCGUUCGGGCGGUCGGUCGGUUGGGCGUUCGGUCAUUUCUCUGUUGUGUCGGGCAGUCAGUCAGUUCUCUGUUGUGUCGGGCGGUCGCUGAGUUCUCUUUUGUGAGCUGCUGGUAGAUAACAGGGCAUACAAAGGCUCUUGAGUGACGUGAACUUGCCCCAAUGCUCGUCCAGCCUGGACAUAAUGAAUUCACCCUUGAUGCUGUCAUAACAGUCACUGGUAAAUUAUUCUAACUCCUGAUCUUGGAGGCCGCUGUCCACUCACUACUAAAACUGUGAAACACUACAUACGUAUUGACUCAUUUACCUGUACUAUUAGAUCUUAACUCGACAUACCAGGAAGACCGAAGGAUUGUGGUGGCGAGUGAGGAGGUGAAGGAAGGAGGUAACACCGCGCGCGCUAGAUUACGCUUCCUGCCCACCUAGUGCAUCAACGUGUAGAGUAGAUCAGGUGUUGAAUCCUAAGAGAGCUUUGGUUACUUUUAUAUAGAAUAAAAAGCGUCUGUGGAGCAGUUGAUUUAAAAAAUGCAUAAAUUUUUCUCUAGAGGCGCUGAAUAUCUUGUAAGAGUGAUGGCCACAAGUAAUUACAUCUGACACAUUCUAAAUAGCAAGUGAAGACAGUGAGAUAGUAUAAUCUUUAGAACCCAGGAUGUGUCAUGGCAGGUAUAACAUUUAGAGGAUCACAGUCUGCGCUCUGAUUGGUUGCCUCAUAUGAGUACAAGGAAUAAAUAAAACACAGGCAACCAAUCAGCGAUCUUCAUCUUACUAGCAAGGUCACACUUUUGAGAGUCUCUGGCCCAAGAUGGCUCGGUGGUGCGUCCCCUUUACCAUGAUUAGAUUAUUUCACUUAUCAUUACUAAGAAACAAGUAGUUCAUAUUUCUCCGUAUAAUACAAGAGUGAUGUUAGGUAUACACUCGAAAAAGAUAGCUCUCAUUGGCUCUAAACACACCCUUCUCUUGUCAGUCUUAUAUCAUGAAGUCAGUGUGAUAUUUCCCUUUUUGGUUGAAAAUUUGGUGUGUAUUACCUGGAGUGAGCUUGAGUCGCUCCUCAUCGGGCACAUACCUGCUACGCGGCGCCCUAGGAGUCGACACAGGUGAGCAGCCGUGGGGCGACUGUUCGAUUGUUUACCUGCCAUCCCAUUUAUUAUUAUGUGAACAAGAAACACACCAAGUAUGAUCUCAUAUUUUUGUCUCAGUGUAAUUAUUAAUUUUACCCCAUCAUUUAUUAUUCCAAUUAGGGCCUAAUUUUGUGAAACCUGUACAACUUUUGGUGACUUGAGACCCGCGCCAGACGUGAUGAACUGUGGCGGGCGAGAGUUAAACUACGGUACAUACAUGCUAACCUUCCCAGCCGUCUCGAGUUGACCUUUAGUAUUAAGCAACGUGCUUUAUUAAGGUCAGAGAUGGUGAAGGCUUUAUCCUGGAGUAUAUAGGCUGUUGCACUGGUAAUUCAAUGGUUCUCUUCAUGAGAUAGAGGAGCUCCCUCACCACCGUGCCCAGUACCCUAGGAUACUCAAGUGUUUGCCAUCGUCUGAUUCAUUUAUACUUUAAUACAUUUUUAUCAUGAGUGUUUUAAACCUUAACUACAUCUACAAGAGAAUUUUCACUCACUUCAACGAACACAUAUGCUACCACCUCAUUGUACCCCGUUAUAGCAGCAGUAACAUGCCAGUGUAGAACCCUUGUGUACGAGUCACCAACCACCAGCAAGCACAACUGCUUACACCCGAACAUGUGCUCAAACUCCCUCACCACAUCCUUCACAACAACACUGGAUCAGUUCCCACCACACCUUCUCCUCACAAAAAUAAUUAAACUGAUUACAGAAGUAGUCGCACCACAACUCGUUCAUUUCAGCACAGCGUCACGACCAUCACAGUUAUGUUCUUCAGUCAGCCACUCACAGUAUAUAAGGAAAACGCUGCCAUAAAAACAACUCCAGCAAUUAACCACUUUCUUCCCGCCUAACACACUUCUGGCUGUCACAACCACCUUCACUCACACACACAAAACAUGGCGGCAUCUUGAAAGCAACAAUUCAGUAGAUUUUGUUGAGACAGAAUUUCUCUUGUAGCCUUAAUUAAUGACAGAGUUCCGUAGCUGAGAGCUUCAUCUAUAUUUUUACAUUCGUGUUAUUUCCGGCAUCAUCAUGAGAGGGUUAAUGAGCGUCAGCUGGGAGGCAGAUGAACAUGUUAUUACAUUAUAAUGUUGUAGUCACAAGCUUGUGUUGAGCUAGUCAUAAGUGCUGUGUCAUGGUGGCCCUGCUAGUCUAACCUGCACUCAAUACUUCUAGUCACAUUUUGUUUUACUACGACGUCUUAAGGUUUGUGAUUCUGGCUGUUUAUCAUUUAUCAGUUUAGCUGUAACUAUACUGAUUUUGAUGUACUUAUCAUUUAUAUGAAUCCAGUUUCUGUCCAUGGUAUGUGAUAUAUUCAACUGUUAUUCAAUUAUAUGCCGUGAGAAGUGCUGGUCCUCUCUCGUGGUUGGUAACGUAGAAUCGUUAAUAUUAGCGGGUCAGCUGGGAAGAGCCAAACACCCUGCCACGAGACAAUGAUUGGAAACAGCUCCUGUGUCGCAGAAGCACGUACACGCAUCAGUAAUUUGCUCUAUACAUCUAAGAAACAAUAAAACUGAUUUUUGCAAUAUCAAAGAAAAGUCUGUGGAGAGGAAUAUAUUGGUUAUCUGUAUAGAGUCAUCCUGAGGGCAAAAUGAUUUUAGCCCCUCCCUGGGCAGCAUACGUGACUUUUUCGCAUGCGUUCACAGGUCGGCUAUUGCACUUGCUCUAAAUAAUCGACCUUCUUAAACUGCAACAUGCAAAGACCCAUUAACAUCAUGCUUUCAGAAACCAUGUGCAUCAAGGAAUGUUUGUUGUCCAAUAAAUGAAGAAGCCGCCGCCCCCUCGAUGCUUGUGGCAACAGGGGGGGGGGAGUGUGUGUGUGUGCAUGAACAGACAAUGAUUCCUGCAGAAAAUAAUUGUAAAGGCAAAAUAUGAAUAGG